AUGUCCACUGUAUUGAAGUCCCCAUUGGCCAAGUCCUUAAAAAUUGCCCUUAUUCAGAUCAAAGCUGGAGCCGAUAAGGCUGCAAACUUGCAAAAGGUUUCGCAGUUUAUUGAUAAGGCAAUUGAAACUUCGACCAUAGGCAAAUUAGACCUUGUGAUGCUCCCGGAAUGUUUCAAUUCCCCAUAUGCUGUAGACCAGUUCCGUAAUUAUGCAGAAUUGAUCCCCUCAGGAGAAAGUACCAGCUUGUUGAGCUCGUUGGCCAAGAAGCACGGCAUUUUCAUCGUUGGUGGAUCCAUCCCUGAGUUGGAUCCCCAAGACGGUGACAAGGUCUUCAACACCUCGCUCACAUUCUCUCCAGAAGGUGAAAUAAUAGCUAAGCAUAGAAAAGCACACUUGUUUGACAUUGAAAUCCCGGGACAAAUCACCUUCAAGGAGCUGAUUACUCUCAGUGCUGGUGACAAGGCUACUGUAUUCAAGUUGGGAGAAUUUGGUAACGUUGGGUUAGGGAUUUGUUAUGAUAUCAGAUUCCCUGAAUUGGCUGCUGUUGCUGCUAGAGAUCCUAACAAUGCCUUUGCUAUGUUCUAUCCUGGUGCAUUUAACACAACUACCGGUCCAUUACACUGGCACUUGUUGGCCAGAUCAAGAGCCGUUGAUAGUCAGUUCUUCACUGUCUUGUGUCUGCCAGCCAGAGAUGUUGGGGGCAGUGGAUAUCAGGCGUUCGGCCACUCGUUGGUUUCAGACCCCAGUGGUAAGAUCAUCGCCGAGGCAGGUGAGGGUGAAGAGAUUGUAUUUGCAGAGUUGGACCAUACCUUACUUCCUAAGGCAAGAGAGGGUAUCCCGGUUAACUAUCAAAGAAGGUUUGAUAUCUACGAUGAUGUUACCAAGACUGCCAAAAUCCUGGACAAAUAG
This is a messenger RNA of Dujonia railenensis, 909 nucleotides long. Lineage: Eukaryota; Fungi; Ascomycota; Pichiomycetes; Serinales; Debaryomycetaceae. The record is from the annotation of a GenBank genome assembly.